This is a messenger RNA of Colletotrichum lupini, 7086 nucleotides long. RefSeq lists its product as uncharacterized. Bases 1 to 7086 code for a protein of 2361 amino acids. NCBI's taxonomy places the organism in Eukaryota, Fungi, Ascomycota, Sordariomycetes, Glomerellales, Glomerellaceae. The transcript has 7 exons. The record is from RefSeq and is a predicted model, not a curated record.
AUGUCGAAAAUUCCGGGCUUAUGGCGGCUCAUCUUGCCGCCGCUGUUCUUGGGAAGCAGCAGCCUGGCCCAGUCAUGCCUCGAGGCGCUCAACAACAAUCAGGUCGACGCAUGUGUGUGCUACUCCCUAGAAUACGUCGUCAGUUACGUCGCCUACAUUGCUGUUUCUACGUCAUACACGUCAAAUUGCGAGGCUCUGCCCACGAUCUCAGCCACCACGUCCGCCAUGCCUCAGAUUCUAGAGAGUAACCCUGCAGGUGGCAACUAUUCAGGGUACGUGACAGUCAGCCAUGGAGUUUACACAGGAACAGAUAUCUUGACCGGGCCCACCACGAGAGCAAUUCUGGGACUCGAUGGAUCAGGGACAUUGGUAGUGGAGGAUCCGCCUUCGUAUACGACAGUUUCCCGAGGCGGUACGGCAACAGUCAGCCCUGGAUCACUUCCGAACUCUGUCAACUCAACAAGCUUUCUGACUACGAAUCCCAUCACGGCACCACGAACCAUUCUCGUCGCCGACCCCACGCCGGGAGCUUCCACAGCUUCUCAAGGAACUGUAGUCGUUGCAGUGCCUGAUCCAAGAUUAUACACCACGAGUACACUCGCUUACACUGGGUCCGAUCCCCUAGGCGCAACUCGUACGACCAUUUCAACUAUUGCAGAGUCUGGCUUUAUUCCUGGCACCUACGUUGUCGCUGUCGCCACGACGGCAAUACCAGAUGUGUCCUACGAUGUUUCUACGGUUGCGUACACUGGGACAGCCGUUUUUUCAGGCCCAACCGUAGUGUCAGUCAUCCAACCCACGGACGGGAGUGGUCGAGGAACUGUAGUGAUAGGAGUCCCGCCGACUGGGGUUCCCCCUCCUCAGGUGACGUCGAUAGUUCCGUACGAGGGCAUGAGUUCAAUUACAGGACCGACGACGAUUCUCAACAGGCCCUUCGAUGGCACUGUGCCGGGAACCGUCAUAGUCGGACUGCCACCAGCAUCUUUUAUUACCCAGACUGUGCCCUUCACGGGCAGGGAAGUCCUUACGGCCCCGAUCACUAUCACGAUAGCACCACCAAGCGGCUCUCAACAUGGUACCGUUGUCAUCGGAAGUCCAUCAGUCACGUUCCUGGCAAGCUUCGUUCCUUUUACAGGGUCUACCCAGGAGACACUAUCGGUGAUCCAGCCUACAGGCACAUCUCCAGGAGUUGUAAUCAUCGGGCAGCCCGGAGGUUCCAAUCCAGAUGUCGAGGAUCCCACGUCUGCCGCCUCGGCGCCUCAAGUAACGCCGACCCGAUUUGUUACGUCGAUUGUGACCUACACUCCUACCUCAGAUGCUCCGAACACACCAUCGACCUUGGCUGUCAUAGAUGGUACGGUUAUCAUCGGGCUGCCUCGCAUCGUCUCCCCAGCUGCGACUGGCUCGGACUCUUUUAUCACUUCGGCAAGAAGAGAGCCCUUCGUCACCUCUACUGUUGACUCCACUCAGGGCGUGGACUUGCCGACAACUGUUGAUCCUGUGGGAACCGUACCUGGAACGGUCUUUGUUUAUGCCUCAUUGAGAGGAGGAAAUCCGGCAAGUCCGUUCGUUACUUCCGAGGUCGUGCUGCUUGGAACAGCGGCUGGCUCAGCGCCUACGACCAUCUCCGUUGUUCAGCCAACCAAUGGACUGCCUGGAACCUUGAUCAUUGGCAGACCAGCCAUAUUUGUGACUUCGACUGUCUCUUGGACAGGGUCGGUUCCUUUGGCAUCUAGGACAACACUUGCAGUCGUGGCCCCCUCAGGAAAUAUCCCCGGCACGGUCUUCGUUGCGGAUCCCGCGGUUUUGGGAAGACAAUUCUCAACGUCCUACGUUCGAAUCUCUGGUACCCAGGAACAGGGCGCUGCAACAACGUUAACUCUGAUACCAGGCCAGGGCACUUCGCAGCCAGCUAUCGUCGAUGGAGUUCCUGAUGACUACGUUACUUCUACAAUUGACUUCAGCGGCGCAGAUAUACUUACGACAAGAACCACACUUUCGACAUUGCCGCCGAACGGAGUGGCACCAGGCUUCAUUAUUGUAGCUGACCCAUCAACCUUGGUGUCUACAGUAACACCCGAGGUAACAAAUGGGGCUUCUGUUGUCCUUCAGCCCGACUUUGUCACCUCAAAAGUCUUGUAUGAGGGCUCGACUACAUCUGUUCUGACCAGUGUCCAGCCCUCAGAAACCAACAGGGGUACAAUCGUGCUUGCAGAGAGGCCACUAAAUAAGGAUACUAGAACUACAAUCUCGACAAUUACUCCUGAUGUUGAGGCCUCUAUAUCUGGUACGUACGUCGUGGCCUUGCCCAACGCCUACGUUACCUCGACUGUGCCGUGGACUGGAGCAAUACUCUUGUCAACCUUGACUACGAUCUCGACCAUACCACCUUCCGACUCUCAGCCGGGUGUUGUCGUCGUGGCUGCUCCGAAUGCGAUAGACUCAUCUACAUCUCAGCCAGUGAGUAGCGAUACAGCCCCGCGGCCGGUUUCUACAAGUAAUGCUGCCCCAGGAGACUCAGCUACGCCGCUUCCUGCCACCCAGCUAUCAGCUCAGACGCUUUUUGCAACCUCGACAGUACUUUUGGCGAGCAAUCUUGGCAUCUCAUCAGCAACCAAUUUGACAACACUUCAAGGGGACCCGGGUUCACCAUCCACAGUACUGAUUAGCGUUCCUGUUGCCACUGAGACCUCCAUCGCGAAAGAGACACUGGGAGCCACUUCGAAUGGAUCUAGGCCACCUAGUGACUUGGAAUUUGGAACCGCAUCAACUCCUGCAGGCAAUCUCAUCUCGACAGCCACGCCAACUAACUCUUCACCAUUGACAACUGCUCUCGCCAACUCUGUAAUUGGUUCUGUCGUCACUUCAGACAUUUUCUACAGCGGAACUGACCCGCUUACCUCGCCAAUCCCGCUGACAACUCUCUCUGCUGGCCUAGGCAGUCUUUCGACCGUGAUACUGCUCCAACCAUCAUCGGCCGCUGGCUUGAUUAGCAACUCUGCAGGAGGUUCCGGCUCUAGGCUGCUGGAAGCUGUGUCGUCGUUAACGACCAAUAGCCCACCAAGCCCAACUACCGUUGUCCUUGUUCAGUCUGGAACGACAGUUUUGCUGCAGGCUUCUUUUGUCACAUCUACUUUAGAUGCGGGCAGUAGUUCCUCAGACGGCUCUCAAGGGCUUGCUCCUGUUUCUACGAUCCUACCGAGCGCUGGUGAACCAGGUACUGUUUUGCUAGGACGGCCACCAGCGAUAGCGUCAUCGACUACAAGCAAGAGCUCGUCGUCAGAAUUGAGCCCAGAAAACACGCCUUCCGCACAACUGUCAAGCUCAUUAGGUUCCUCCGCAAUUUCUACCAUACAGUUCCAGGUCUCAGACCCCCAAGACCUUACGAGGAGCUCGCAGACCGACUCGGGUCCAAUAAGCAUCUCCUUUCAAAACGACAUAGAUAGCAUAGCUUUCUCGACUGUUGCUAGCACGGCAGCUCCAGCAGACUCCAGCGCCACUGAUGCAGCUUUUUCUGGGCGCCUUUCCAAUCAAUCCCCCUUUGGCACAGUCCCAGACUCGGCGGUGACGAUUCCUGUUGCUACAGUCUUCGUCGACUACACGGGCACCGGAGUUCCAAGGGAGUUUCUGACGCUCAGAACGACUUCAGGGACCGUCAUAGUUCAGAGACCUCGACCUCUUACAACUGUAGAAACAUUCAUCCCUGGAAGCAUCUCCACUGAAUUUCUCACAAUCAUUCCAUCUGGCACCGAGCCUGUCACCAUAGUCUUCGGAAUUCCAUCGCCGGCGGGCACAACACGUGUCCUGAUCUCUGGCCCAGAGGUUGUUAGCGUGGGAACGCCGUCAAGCACAACCUUGGUUGACACACACACCUCUGUGGAUCCCCAAAUAGCCGUUAGUAGCCCGACAAGCACAACGACGUCGGCAUCUCAACAAGAUGCUCCAAGUCUGCCUUAUUCCACGUCAACCGCCAUAUCUACUUCGAUCGAUCCAGUUUCUCAGAGCUCCUCUAAGCCUCCUCCUUCCGGAAGUGCAACUUCCGUGGCCGUCAAUCCAGGUUUCCUCUCCCCAGUAACUGUCUUUACUUCGAGUUCAACUUCGACGUCCCCAGCCUUGGAAGCGACUUCGUCUUCAAGCGUACCUCCUUUCGCAUCUAUAUCUGACACCCUCUCUUCAUCUGGAAGCACACGCUUGUCGUUUUCAGCCACCACGGAGACACCUAUUGACACGAGGAUCUCUUCAGCUGCUAUAGAAACCUCCUCGAUUAUCUUGCCCGCCGGCUCGAGUUCUUUGGUCUCCUCUGCUAUAGACAUUGAAAGUAACACGGCGGCUUUGUCUUCUUCUGCUUCUUCCAGCGUAGUAGAGUCACAGACCUCAACGUUGACGGAAAUUACAACCGGCUCAUCGGCCAGCUCCGAGCUUUCAACUCAAUCUGAGUCUUCAAUCAGGUCCACCAGCACCGAGCUUUCUACGCCUUCUGACCCAACGAUCUCAUCCUCGGCACUUCUCAACAUUCUAAGUACCCUGUCAUCGAGCGCAGUAUCACCUUCCACUAUUGGUCCUUCAUCCUCGGGCGUGUUCACCUCUGCUGAAGCAGAUCCGACAACCUCAACGAUUGACACCGUUUCUGCCGACUCAACAUUUCAGGACACGACCUUGACCUCAACCUCUGUAAUCUCACCUGGCUCUACCCUCUCCUCGUCCAAUUUAAGCAGGAUUUCAGACUCCAGUAGUCUUUCUGCUUCAGCCACACUAUCUGAACCUAGCUUGGUGACCCCAACGGCAACCUUUGUGACAUCUGUGGUUGUAUUCACAGGGACUGAAUCCCUUACGGGCACCCGCCUGGUCCCUCUCACCACCAUUUAUCCAAGCAAUGGCGACGCACCGACUGUGAUAUUUGGUGCGGCUAGAAGACUCUUUGCUUCCGUUGCUGUGCCGUACUCUGGUACAGGGAUCAUUACUGGACCUCAGCAAAUGAGCAUCGUGCUGCCAAGCGGUUCAGACUCACUAGUGCUGGGGACGAUUGUCUACGCAACACCGGACCCUCUGGUCACGUCCGAGGUAGACUACACUGGAACAGGCACCCUCACUUCGCCUCUGCCAUUGACCACUAUCUACCAGUCCGGCACAGUCCCUGGAACCAUCGUUUUGGCGAGGCCGGCUAUCUUUGCUACAUUUGGAACCAGUUCUGCUGUCGUUUCCAGUGCUUCGAGCGAGUCGUCCUCCCCUGUUGUGUUAAGCACGACAUUGAAUUCAGCCACUGGAACUUCUUCUGUCGAUUUCACGGCUUCCAUCGAGUUUCCUUCGUCUGUGAAUAGCGGCUCUUCAUCCGAAGGUACCAUUCCAACGGUUUCCUUCAUCUCCGAUCAGACCUUGGUCUCUAGCUCAGCUCCACCAGCAUCUGCCUUCUACGACAGCGUUCAGAUACCCUUCACAGGCACUGAUCAGUUGCCUACUCCGACCCCAAUCAGCACAGUGCCUCCGAGCGGAAGCGUCCGCGGAACUAUCGCUUACGCCGCUCAGUUCCUCACUUCAACAGUAUCAGGUACUGGUCAGUCCACAGUCACCCUCUUCACAAUCCAGCCUUCUGGAACACAGGCUGUUGGGUUGGUAGUCAUUGCAGUUCCUACCUUGCUAGUGUCGUCGACGGCGUCUUCUGUUCCAUCUGAUAAUGGAGGAACGUCUACCAGUGAGAUCAGCUCUGAUCCAUCAGCGACUUCAUCCGCAACUUCGGUAAAUGCGGUAUCUUCCGUAGCUGAGUCGAACUCCAUCAGCUUGAGCGGAAGCACCAGCGGCACUGGAACUCUCGAACCAAGCACAAUUUCUGAGUCAAGUAGCGUGACGACGACGUCCAGCGAAGUCGAAAGCACAAGCACCAUUAAUCCCGAAGCAAUAAGCACAGCCUUCGCUUCUCUGCUUACCACCACCGAUUCGAACUCCUUAAGUGACGUUGCUUCGACAUCUGAUAUUGGCAAUCUUCAGAGCAGCAGUACCUCCCUUGAGGCCCUUAGUACCGACACAAGCGCAGUGACUUCGAGGACCAUCGGGUCAGAAGUCAGCAGCUCCACUUCCAUCGAUGCGACCUCAACUGAAGCCAGCUUCUCGAUCUCUCCCACUGUCUCGAACCUGUUUAGUGAGUCGCUCAUCACGACAGCAAGAGCUCAAUCGAGCAACAGCACCCCAACGACUAGCAGCACAAGCGACUUUGAGACAACUUCCACAGCGCUUGUUUCUCUGAUAUCUACCAUCGAUCUCAGCUCCACGUCUGGCUCGUCCAAUACAGCAGAUGUCACUACCUCAGCGUCCAGCGCCUCACUUACGGUAACCACCGGUUUGACCACAAACACUGAGAUUUCUUCGGCAGCUUCUUCCAGUCUUGUUUCCGAGACAGGCAGUAUUUCUCUUGAGAUUACCACCUCCACUAGUGACACUCCAAAUACAUCAGAGAGCUCGCUAAUAGAUGAUUCCUCUUCUCUCCUGUCGAUGGGCACUGGUACGAUUGCCUCCUUUUCUUCGGAUUCUACAAGCAGCGAUAUCACACCAGCUACUUCAAUUCCUUCCGAGACUUCCCAAUUCUCGACCACGUCAACAUCAGCGGAUGCUGCUUCUUACGUCACCUCGCAACUCAUUUAUACCGGCCCAUCUUCACUAUCUGAGCCUCUCCCAUUGAGCACUAUCCAGCCAACGAACGGAUCUCCAGGCACCGUUAUCUUGGCUAUUCCAGCAUCUUUCUAUGUCACUUCGACUUUGGUCUACACCGAAGGCGACUCCUACAUCAUUCCGUCUGCCAUUAGUACAGUUGCGCCUUCCGGAACAGCUAAAGGCACCGUCAUCUUCGCCGCUCGCUACGCAGUGGUCAGAGUUGCGUACUCGGGCACUUCAAUCAUCACGGAACCUAUCCCCAUCGCCACAUACCCGGGCAGCGGAACAGUCCUUGGUACCGUUGUCUAUGCUAAUCCUCCAUCAACCUCAGCAACAUCAGAGCCAUCUUCUGCUACCUCAACAUCUACAGACUCCCUUGACGCGUUCGAUCCUUCAGCCACCUCGACUUCGUCCCGUAGCUUCUUCGACUUCGUUCACAACUAG